Messenger RNA from Trichobilharzia szidati, 1894 nucleotides. Lineage: Eukaryota; Metazoa; Platyhelminthes; Trematoda; Strigeidida; Schistosomatidae. The record is from the annotation of a GenBank genome assembly.
GUGAAUUUCUAGGGUGGUCAAUGCGCGCUUAAAACGAAGAUUGUCAUUUGUUUCGGAGGUCUUUAAUAAUGACGUCGUUUUUCGAGUCAGUUUGUGAUGCUGCGCCGAUAGAAGUAUACGCAUUAACUGAAGCAUGUAAUGAAGACAAAGAUCCUAAUAAAGUCAAUCUUGGUGUUGGUGCUUAUCGCACGAAUGAAGGCAUACCGUGGGUUUUGCCAGUUGUACGAACAGUUGAAUCCACAAUGGCGGCGGAUCACAGUCUCAAUAAAGAAUAUCUCCCAGUAGCCGGUUUAGAUAGCCUGUGUAAAGCAGCAUCAAAACUUAUUCUCGGUGAUACAAGUGAACUCCUCUCUUCUAAAAAAGCUGAUAGCUGUCAAACUUUAGGAGGGACAGGAGCAGUCUACCUGGCUCUACAGUUUUUGUUUAACAUUUCCAAAUGCACUUCUGUCUAUAUAUCCAAUCCUUCGUGGCCUAACCAUGCGGGUAUUUCACGUCUUGUGGGCUUGAAAAUAAAUGAAUAUCGUUAUUGGGAUUCUUCGUCGAGAGGGGUCAACUUUUCAAACAUGCUAGAAGACUUGACUAAAGCACCUGAGAAGGCAAUCGUCAUUCUUCAUGCAUGUGCACACAACCCAACAGGAACCGAUCUGUCCCGCGAACAAUGGAAGGAACUAGCAGAACUCAUUAAGAAGAAACAUUUAUUUCCUGUCUUCGAUAUGGCUUAUCAAGGAUUCGCUAGCGGAGAUCUUGAUAACGAUGCCUGGGCUGUGCGUCAUUUUGCAUCAAUGAACAUGGAAUUGUUUGUGGCUCAAUCGUUUUCAAAGAAUUUUGGACUAUAUAAUGAACGUGUAGGCAAUUUACUCUUCAUUACACAAGAUCCUGUAGUUACUUCACGUGUAAAAUCUCAAAUGAAGUCAAUUAUUCGUCAAACUUGGUCUAAUCCACCACAACAUGGUGCACGAAUUGUUGCUACAAUAUUAAAUAAUCCUUCACUAUUCACUGAAUGGAAAUCCUGUGUAGUCACUAUGGCUGAACGUGUUCGUCAAAUGAGACAAGGACUUUAUGAAGGAUUGAAGAGCUUAGGAACACCUGGAAAUUGGGAGCAUAUUAUUAAACAGAUUGGCAUGUUUUCUUUUACUGGUUUAUCACGAUCACAAGUUCAAUAUCUUCGAUCAAAACAUCAUUUAUAUGUGAUGAAUGAUGGUCGUAUUAAUAUGUGCGCGUUAACCACAGAAAAUAUUGAACGUAUUUCUAAAGCUAUCCAUGAUGCUGUUUGUAAUAUCAAAGAAUAAUGCGGGAUGACUUCAUGUUACUCAUGACACAUAAUAUAAUGAUUACAGACAGUUUUCAACAUAUAAAUAUAUAUUAGUGUCGUGAGUUAUUACAUACUCAACCUUUUUAUAUAAAAUAAUGCCUUCACCUUCUUUUUUUACUUUACUUUACUCUAUAAAAAGAAAUUUUUGUUAUGUAUUCAGUGAUUCCAUCCUUCUUCGACUUCUUCGUCAUCUUAUUUUUCUCAAUUCACCACCACCAUUUUUGUGUUUUCCGCGCUAUUCAGAUUUUUGUCAGCAGUGAGUAGUGAGUAGUGCAUGGACAAUAACCAACAGCUAGAACAACCAACAUAUCUAUGUGAACCUAUUUUCUAACACACACACACACACAAACACUAUUAAUAAGUAUUAUAUUCAGCAUCUAUUAUUAUUGUUACUGCUCUUCCAAUUGUAACAAGGCAAACUCGAAGUGAGUAUACAUAUUUCUUUUCUCCCCUGCAAACUUUCAUGAUGUGUACAAUCACUAUUCUUUUGGUGCUCCGGUGUUGUUUUUUGUUCUCAUUUUUUUACCGGUUUGAAAGCCUCCCCACCCACCCCCUUAUAAUGUGGGGGUUAUAAUUUACAAG